AUGAAGAAGAACAGCAGGAAGCCUACCGCGAGGGCCCGUGAGCAAGAAGCCUUCCGCGUCCCCCCCUUGCGUGGUCCAGGAGGUUUCCGGAACAAGCUGGACAAAGGGGAGUACGCCCCUUUUGUGACUCCGCCCAUGCUAGAGGGCAACUUUAUCCAGGUCAACAGGAGAGGUGAGUCCAUCUACCUGCAUAACCGAGCCAACUGGGUGACGGUAGGCAUCUGCUCUUCCAGACACAGCCCCAAGACCCCCAACAUGAUGCUGCUCGCACAUCUGACCCCCACCGCCCGGAAAGAUACAGAACCCCUGUUUAAAAGUCUCCUGACAUCUCAUGUUCCUGAGAAACUGGUGCUCACCAGGUUCCUCCCCCUGCAGUUCGUGACUCUGUCCGUGCAUGACGCAAAGACGAUGCGCCUCAAAGUAAAGCUGGUGAGUGGCCGAGCCUACUACCUGCAGCUCUGCGCCCCUGCAUACAAGCAGGACGCCUUGUUUUCUCAGUGGGAGCAGCUCAUCUCCCUCCUGAACCAGGAGAGAGCCAGAGCUUCCAGAGUGUCAGAAGUCUCAAGCCUCUCGGAAAUCACAAACAGCACAGACAUCACGGGCUCAGUGGACAUCAUGGACAUCGCAGCGUUCACGGCUCUACAGGCCCCACACAUGCACGCAGGCCCAGACCCAGCACACGCCGUAGACAGCGCCGAGUUCUCAGAAUUAACAGUCGUCACUGACAUCACCGACGUCACAGAUGUUCCAGAAAAUGAGGUCGCCGAGGCCCCAGACAUCAAAAUUUUCACAGAAGUCACAGAAGUCACAGAUCUCCAUGACGUCACAAAUAGUUCGGAGGUCAAAGUGGUGUUUGAAAAUGACGACAUACUAAGGGCCAAGGAAAAGGAAAAAAUAGAAAACAUCCUGAAGCCUGACUGUCUAGGAGAUACAGAAAGUAAGAAUGCGUCCACAGCAUGCUCAGAGCACAUCAGCAUCCCAAACGUAACACUGACUUUUGAAGGCGAAAGAGAUUUUCAUACUACCUUGACCCCAGGAGAAAGUGAGACAAGUACAUUCAAAGAGAUGGGUGAUAAAACCUCAGAAAUAACGUCAACUGGUUUUAAAAGCACAGCUCUCAAGGCUGAAGAAUCCAGGAACACGAGAACUGAUGUAAACACUUCAGGAUUGUAUAGUUUUGCAAUUUUCACUCUGAUUUGCAUUUCCUUCCCCUUUUUCACACUCUGA
Phyllostomus hastatus (greater spear-nosed bat) is the source of this 1227-nucleotide messenger RNA. RefSeq names its product golgi associated RAB2 interactor family member 2 (gene GARIN2). NCBI's taxonomy places the organism in Eukaryota, Metazoa, Chordata, Mammalia, Chiroptera, Phyllostomidae. The transcript is spliced from 6 exons. The coding region runs from base 1 to 1227 and encodes 408 amino acids. Gene Ontology annotation, cellular component: nucleus. The record is from RefSeq and is a predicted model, not a curated record.